AUGGGGGACAGCUGUUGCCUUGGAAAUGCCACUGCCAUCCCAGCUGUGCCCACCACCUCCAUAUGCUCCAGUGGUGGCAGUUUCCAACAUGGUAUCUGUUUGCCUAGUUCCUGUCGGAGCAGAACAUGGCAACUGGUUACAUGCCAAGAAAACUGUCAGCCAUGUGGCAGUGCCCCAAGUGGCUGUGAACCUGCUUCUUGCCAACCACCCUGCCUUCCAGCAACUUCUCGUGUCGGUUUUGUUUGCCAACCCAUUUGCUCCUACACGGCCUGCUGUGAAACUGGCACCAGUCAGUCUCCUGGUCCAGUUAGCUCAUGCCAGCCCUCCUGUUUGGAAUCUACCAGCAGUUCAGUAAAGUGCUGUGAAGCCGGCCCCUGCCAACAAAGCUCCUGCCAGGAAAGUGUCUACACAUCUGAGUUGUGCCAGGCAGCUUGUGACCAAUCAGUCUGCUGUGAUGCUGGGUCCUGUCAGCCAGCCUGCCCUGAAGUCACUUCCUGUCCUGAAACUUCUUGCCUACCAAAUGUCUGUGCGGCUAGUCUGUGCCAGCCAACUUGCUGCCAUGCGGGUUCAUGUCAGCCCAUUCGUGGUGAAGAUCAGCCCUACAAAUCAUUUUAUUACCAACCGAUCUGCUACAUUUUGAAGCCUUGCCAAACGAUUCCCUGUAUACCAGUUCCCUGCCAGCUGUCUGCUUGUGUGUUCAGGUCUUGCAGUCCUGCAUGCUGUGUGACCUUCCCUUGCCAGACACUUCACUACCAACCAGCACCAUGCACAUCCUUCAUCUGCCAGCCAGAGGCUAACAGACAGCCCCCUUGUUCUGUAAACAACUCUUGCAAACCAGCUUCCUGUGGCACCGUGAUUUCUGGCCAACCAACUAGUGGUGAACCCACUUUCUGCAAUCAAAGUGGCUGCAAAUCCCCUUCCUGCCAGCCAGCUUGCUGUGUGAUGGGUUUCGGCAGGCCAGCCAGUGGUGGCUCCAGUUGCUUCUGA
This is a messenger RNA of Budorcas taxicolor (takin), 987 nucleotides long. RefSeq names its product keratin associated like protein 29-1 (gene KRTAP29-1). Gene Ontology annotation, molecular function: structural molecule activity. NCBI's taxonomy places the organism in Eukaryota, Metazoa, Chordata, Mammalia, Artiodactyla, Bovidae. The transcript has a single exon. Bases 1 to 987 code for a protein of 328 amino acids. Gene Ontology annotation, cellular component: keratin filament. The record is from RefSeq and is a predicted model, not a curated record.